AUGAUUGGCGAAUGGAGGUCUGGCCUUUUUGGCCUUGCUUACUUUCUCCUUCUAUCGCCGUCAACGGCCUUUUACAUCCCUGGCUGGUCGAUCAAGAGCUAUAGAGAUGGCGAGCUGGUGCCUCUCAUGGUCAACAAGGCCUACUCAGACAACACACAGCUGCAGUUUGCGUACACCGAUUUGCCAUUUACUUGUUCCCCGACUGGAGAGCACAAAACCGGAGGCGGCUUACUGAGCGGACAAAGCGUUCCCUUGAACUUGGGAGAAGUGCUACGCGGUGAUCGUAUUAUUACAUCUGAUAUGGAACUCGCCAUGACCAAAAAUACGCCAUGCACGUUGCUUUGCAAUAAAGAGGUGUCCCGCCGUGACCUACGCUGGUCGAAAGAGUUGAUUCGAGAUGGAUACGUAGCAGAGUGGAUCGUGGAUAAUCUUCCUGGCGCUACCAGCUUUGUUACGGCCGACAAGAAGCGCAAGUAUUACGCUUCCGGUUUCAAGUUGGGCUAUACUGAGGCCUCUUCAAAGACGGGCAGGCUUCGCUAUUACCUGAACAACCACCAUACCAUCGUCAUCCGGUAUCGCAGGGCACCGGGCCGAGCUGGUGAUCGUGACGAGAAGAUUAUCGUGGGCUUUGAAGUGUACCCCAAGAGUAUUGGAAAUGGGAACAAAAAGGACAGUUCAGGAUGCCCCGUGGAUAUACAAAACGUGGGCCAGCCCCUUGAGCUCUACAUUGCUCCAAACAAGACGUCAGGCAUAGAGCUGAAGUAUGAUGGUCUGUCAUAUCAUCCCGACGAAAUAGAGGAUGAUGAUAACAGCCCUGGUUCCCUGAGUAUUCCAUAUACCUACUCAGUCCAUUUCCGCGAAGAUGACAGCAUCGAGUGGGCUCAUCGCUGGGACCUCUAUUUCGUGAACCAAGAAGGCGGCUCACGUAUCCACUGGGUGGCCAUCAUCAACUCUCUUAUCAUCUGUGGGCUACUGACAGGAGUCGUCAUGAUUAUCCUCGCUAGGACUAUUCAUAGCGAUAUCAAUAAGGGUAAUUUUGCAGAAGAAGGGAAGCAUAGGAUCAAGAGAGCAAAAGCCAAGGGCGACCGGCAAACCACGGGCUUAUUGAGCCAGGGAGCAGACGCCGACGACAAUGAUGAAGAUGAAAUGUCCGAUGACGGCGAGGCUUUGGAAGAGGCUACAGGCUGGAAGUUGCUCCAUGGAGAUGUGUUCCGGAAGCCAGAAGCCGGCAUUUUACUGGCUCCCCUCGUUGGGUCUGGGAUGCAGCUGUUUUUCAUGGCCAUGGGGCUUGUUGCGCUUGGUGCAUUGGGAGUCCUGAAUCCCAGCUUCAGGGGCGGUUUCAUAAGCGUUGGCGUGGGCCUCUUUAUUUUUGCAGGACUCUUCUCCGGCUACUUUUCUGCGCGCGUCUUCAAGAGUUUCGACGGAACCGACUUUCGUGCAAACGCCAUCGUCACGGCACUGCUUUUUCCCGGCCUUAUAUUUGGGCUCAUAUUCAUCCUCAAUCUCUUUGUAUGGGCCCAAGCGUCAAGUACGGCCAUCCCCUUUGGAACGCUCGUUGCUAUUCUCUUUCUCUGGCUCUGCAUACAGGUUCCGCUUGUUUAUGUUGGGUCUUACUACGGCUUCCACAAGGCGGGUGCCUGGGAACAUCCUACCAAAACGACGACGGUUCCUCGACAAGUCCCUCGCCAAGCUUGGUAUAGUAAAUCUAUUCAAGCAGCCCUGCUGGCGGGUUUGAUUCCAUUUGCCGUCAUCUUUAUCGAAUUAUUAUUCGUAUUCCAGUCUCUGUGGCAUGACAAGAGUGGCUACUACUAUGUCUUUGGCUUCUUGGCGGUCGUAUCUGCCAUUUUGGUCGUUACUAUUGCCGAAGUGACCAUUGUAUCCAUCUACGCUCAGCUGUGCGCGGAGAAUUACCACUGGUGGUGGCAGUCAUUCUUUAUCGGGGGCGGAAGCGCAUUUUGGGUCUUUCUAUACUCAUUAUGGUAUUAUUUCUUCAAGCUUCACAUUAGCGGCUUUGUGAGUAGCAUGCUAUUUUUUGCUUAUAGCUUCAUGGCAUGCUGCGUAUAUGGACUAUUGACCGGCACUAUUGGAUUCUUGAGCGCUUAUGCUUUUGUGCGCAGGAUAUAUAGUGCGAUCAAGAUUGACUGAUUAUGCUUCAGUAAAUAAGCAUGGACCUCUUUUUCUUUCAUUAGCGCAAUUG
This is a messenger RNA of Trichoderma atroviride IMI 206040, 2197 nucleotides long. RefSeq lists its product as uncharacterized. The record is from RefSeq and is a predicted model, not a curated record. Gene Ontology annotation, cellular component: Golgi apparatus; membrane. Gene Ontology annotation, biological process: protein localization to membrane; vacuolar transport. Lineage: Eukaryota; Fungi; Ascomycota; Sordariomycetes; Hypocreales; Hypocreaceae.